This is a messenger RNA of Guyanagaster necrorhizus, 2208 nucleotides long. RefSeq lists its product as uncharacterized. Bases 114 to 2111 code for a protein of 665 amino acids. Gene Ontology annotation, molecular function: FAD binding; oxidoreductase activity. Lineage: Eukaryota; Fungi; Basidiomycota; Agaricomycetes; Agaricales; Physalacriaceae. The transcript has 10 exons. The record is from RefSeq and is a predicted model, not a curated record.
CGUCACGGUCAAGUAAUUCAUUUUCGUUUUUGCGUACUUAAGCCGUGCUGCACAUUGAGAACCCCCUAUCCCUUCUGCUCUUAAACAGAAGGACGCUUUACACACUGCUUACCAUGACGGAUUUCAAUUCGGACCCAAAGGCGGCAGAGUCGGUCAUUGUGUCGCCUCUGCCCAAGCAUCUCUACGAGGAACUGCAUGCUUCGCUCAAGGGCCAGGUCUUCGUUCGAGGAAAUCCACACUUCACUGAAUACACGACAAUGUUCAACGGGAAUGUAAAAUCACUGGCAAAGGCUGUCGUCUGUCCCGUCGAUGCGGAGGAUGUCAGCACUGUCAUACUUUUCUGCUUAAAACACUCAUUGUCACCGUCCAUCAAGGCCGGUGGGUAUGGGACUGCUGGCUGGGCCGUAGGAGGAGAUAUUGUUCUUGACAUGAGCAGGAUCCUGGACAUUGACAUUGAGGUCCCGAAUCCUGAACUUACAGGUGGGUACACGAGCCUCAAGGACAUGAAGCCCUCCGAGUCCGCGAACAGCAAAGGCAAACAGCCAGCUAACGGUAAACGACGACGGGAAGAAGACGCCAACCUUCGUUCAUACCAUCUAGCUUCAGAGGCUGUAGCCAAUUUUCUCGAAGGCCCGUCAAUUAAUAGAAGGAGGACCAAUCUCGACGGAGAGUCUGUAUCUCCACCGUUAGCCCCCCUUGCUUCGCCUGUUAUUAUCCUUCCGAGCUCUUCGAACGGCCCAGCACCUGCACCCCCACCGGGCGCCUCUCAAGCGCCUCUAGACGCUGACCCUUUUGGGUACAUGAACCCAAGUCGGCUUAUCCUUUCCCCCGGCAUAAACGUCUCUUCGUCUUACUCGCCACGGACCGGGACCGAGACCGCCAUGCCGUUUUCUGGAAGCUCGAAUUUACCUUCUGCACAGCUAAAUAUUCUCUCACCUCCAGAGCCUGUGCAUUCGCAUGCAUUCGUCACGUUCGGAGCCGGGAUGCGACAAAAGGAAAUUGAUAUGUACACGGCUGCACAUCCGCUGGAGGCUACCUCGUUGUCCGGGAAGAACGACGGGGUACCCUACCAUGUACCUUUCGCUGCUCAUCCUGUAGGCUCAUCCAUUAUGCUUCUCGGAGGGUUUGGGUUUCUCGGACGUCUUCAUGGCUUGAGCAUUGACAACCUGGUGGAGGUUGAGGUGGUCCUGGCAAAUGGAAAGAUAGCCAUCGUGAACGAGAGAUCUCAUCCUGACCUUUGGUGGGCAGUACGCGGCGCUGGACCAGCGUUCGGAAUUGCUACUCGUUAUAAAGCUAAAGCGUACCCGGUACCCGUGGUAUUCGCUGGGAACCUCAUAUACCGUUUCAAAAAAGCUACAGCUCCCUCUCUUUUGAAGCAUUUCCGUGAUUGCGUCAAGGGCGCACCGCGAGAGCUAUAUGCCAAUGUCCUGCUUACAGCUGGACCAGAGGGGGAAGCCUCUUUGGUUGUAAUCCAGAUGUGCUACGUGGGUACGAAAGAGAAAGGACAGGAAUACUUGGCCGCGAUAUCCUCAUGGACGGGAGAAACCUGUCUCUUGAAUGAGGUGGAUGUGAAGAGUUUCUUGCAUCAACAAGGCAGUGUAGCGCAGGUUCUUCGGGGAAAAGCUGGAAGACAGUGGUUCAUUCGGUCAGCGUUGAUCACAUCGCUGCCCGACGAUGUUAUCCAUGAGACUGUUCUGAACUUUUCGGACACGCCGGAUGGUUGCACUUGGCUCUUUGAAUUGACGGGAGGCCGGAUCAGCGACAUCGAAGAUUCGUGCUUGCCAAAGGAGCAAAGAGAGGCAGCAUUUUCUAUUGCCGCUCUCCAUCAAUGGGAUAUGGGGGUGGAAGACGACAGGUGUGAGGAGUCGGCCGAAGAGUGGAUUGGGGGCACCCUCAAACCUGUGCAUAGAGGCGGUCCGCUCCCUAGUUUUCUUGGCAGGCAUGAAGCACCUGAGCGGACGAUUGCAUGUUACGGCGACAAAAACUUUGCGCGUCUUAAGGAGAUAAAGAAAAAGUAUGACCCUGAUAAUGUAUUUAGGAAUUGUCUGUGGCCUCUCGACGCACAAGGAUCCAUGGUAGAGGCCAGAUUGCAGGAGCCUCCGACGCCUUAACAAGGGACGUUUGGGGUGUGGCGGAACAAUGGAUCAUGUUUGAAAUCUAUAACCACAUGAACGUGUAGUGUAUAAAGCUUGCUUUGCUAAAUAUACG